Leptopilina boulardi is the source of this 3451-nucleotide messenger RNA. RefSeq names its product biotin--protein ligase (gene Hcs). Gene Ontology annotation, cellular component: cytoplasm. The coding region runs from base 300 to 3299 and encodes 999 amino acids. The transcript is spliced from 17 exons. The record is from RefSeq and is a predicted model, not a curated record. Gene Ontology annotation, biological process: protein modification process. Gene Ontology annotation, molecular function: biotin--[biotin carboxyl-carrier protein] ligase activity. Lineage: Eukaryota; Metazoa; Arthropoda; Insecta; Hymenoptera; Figitidae.
AUUUAUUAGCAACUGACCUUACUAUUUUUUUUAUAAUUUUGCUAUCAAUUAUUUAUCCUUUUUUUUAUAUAUAUAUAUUCUAUCAUCCACAUUUUUAGUUAUUCUCUAACUUUGCUUAUUUCCAAAUUUCGUUUGUUGCCACUGUUCAAAGACAAAGAGCUUUUUCCAGAAACAAUCUAAAUUUUUAUGUAUUUUUUCCACAAUGUUUUGGAACUUGAUAGAAAAAGAUAAAUUUCAAUAUGAAGAUUUUGAAUAGUCACAAUUAAAUUAGAAAAAAAUUAUCAAAAGAAACAAAAGUCAUGCUCUUGACUUUUUUUUAUAUGGUUGCAACAUGGAUUCAAUCGUGGAGACUUUCGUCUCUAAAAACACGAUUAAGUAUUGCCCUCAAGGAGGAAUCAACGAGACCUUCAGUUGUAUUUUAUACAGCAGCUUCUGUUCGAUCAAAAGAAGAAUUAAAUGGAAGCAAAAAUAAAACACACACAGGAAAUGGAGCUAAUGAAGAUCACUUGAGUUCAUCAUUUUGUAGCAAUAAAGAUGCUGCAAAACUUGGAGAUCUUCUUUGGUAUCAAGGUGAUAGAAGAUUGUGUACGAUUUAUCCACAGCAAAUGAUAAAUGUAAACAAUUGGUUACUUUAUCCACCGGGAAAAACAAUGUUUCCUCUUCUCGCUAAUAAUUUUGGUCAAACGUCACUUCUUCAAGAUAUGAAAAUUCAUGUUCUUGUCGAAGCUGAUAUGGAAAUUUAUAAUCCACUUGGUUCUUCAAAAGCUACGAAGCUUGAAGAUUACGGAACGAUUGUCACGUGGACUUCGGAUAAAACAUUUGGCGUUAUUUUAGAAACUGAUUUAGAUCAUAUUACAAAAUUUUCAAUUGCUUUAAUGCACGGACAAUGUUUUAUUAAUAAUGGACUUCUCGUUUCUCGUGUUCAAUCUGUUUCAGUUUCGGGAAGUCCAUGUUUUUCAAAUUGCGAACACUACAAUUUUCUCGAUUAUAAAAAAAUGAUAGGUAAGGCACAGUGGGAUGCUUAUAUAAAAAAAUUGCGAGCAUUUAGUGAUACUGCUAAAUUAGUUUCGCAACAAGGUUUAGCUUAUGAAGUAAAAGAUGCUCCGGGUGCGAUUAUUACACCGGGAACUCAUCCAAUAAGCUUGCAAUUGCCACUACAAAUAACAAUUUACGAAGAUGUUAAAAUGGACAAUGCUAGUGAGUGUUCUGGUCCAGCAACGCCUCCUCCGACUCCAGCGUCAAUGAGCGGAUUAAAUGGAACAACAUCAAGAUUGUCUCAAGCUUUAACGAAUUCCGUCGAAUUAACUCCUUCGGCUUCCUUAGAUUUUUCCGCGAUAUCAUAUUCCAAUACUAGUCUAGCUAGAUCUCAAGACUUUGAUCUCAAAGAGAGUCCAGUGAGAAAAUUUAAAGGUCCUUGCGAUGUGGACGAUCAAAAAUCCUACAAAUCAUUAAAUGUCAGCAACGAAACACUUGACACUUCAUCGAGAAUAGGAUCGUCAAGAAAUAUUCCAUCUAUUGCUAGCACUCCAGCAAGAAAGACUGAAAACGGAGGACAAGCAAAACCUCCAAGUGUUUUAAUAUACGGCGAUAGUUCAUUAGCGGUUGACAGCAUUAAAAGUGUACUGGAAACAACUCUCAAAGAAGACAAAUAUUCGAUCUACUGUUUGUCAUUGGAUGAAAUUCGUAAAGAAAUUUGGAUGGAUCAAGCAUUUUUAUUGGUUGUUUAUGGAAAUAUUGGAAAUGAAAUUUCUACACAACUCGUUGAAUAUAUGGCGCGUGGUGGGAAAAUUUUAGCUCUUUGCUCCGAUUUAUUACACAUUUUAUUGCCCACAUUUAAAACUGCCGAAGUUCGUGAAAAUGAAUUGGUUCGAUUUUCAUAUGGAAAAUGGAAGAAUGUUCGCAUGAUGCAUCAUAUUUUUUGUUAUCAACCAUCACCGGUGAAAACCAAAUUUUCCGAGGAGUUCAAAUCAAUGACUUCGCAAACGCCAUUCACAGUGAAAGUACCAGACAAAUGUGGACAUUUACAUUCAUUGAUAGUAAAAGUAUUAGGCGCUGAGGAAACUUGGCAUACACCAAGUAUUUUGUUGGCCGAUUUUUCGGAAAGUCAAGGCAAAGCGAUAUUUUCACAAAUUCACUUAGAAAUUGAUCCAUUGCAAUAUGAAUUUGAAGAGAGUAAAUUUAAAGCACUCAAAGAAAGUAAUACAUCAAGAUUGGAAAUAAUACGAGAUCUUCUUAGUUCACAUCUUGAUAUGAAAGUCACGUCUCAAAUUCGUCCACCUGUUGUUUAUACACCGGGGUUUUUUCUCGGGAGACAUGAGCUAAAAUUAGAAAUGCUGAAGAUGUUGAAAGAUAAGAUGCAACCGAACGAUGUUCUAAAAACGGAGAAAAUGGAAGUUCAAUUUUGCGGAACGAAUACAAAAUCAAGAUCAGCAUCUUCCACUUUUCUACCAGUCAUGAUUCAUCGAUGUCCUGAACAUUUUUCUACUGUAGAAUAUUUCGAGAAUCUAAAUGCAGAAGAAGUGGGUCGUUUAGUAAUUUACUCGGAUAUUAUGUCGUCUUCUAUGGACGUUGUGGCGAAUUGUCGAUUACAUCAUGGCUUAGUUGUAAUUCCUUGUCGACAAACUAGGGGCCAAGGUCGCGGUAAAAAUACUUGGCUCAGUCCAAAAGGCUGUGCAAUGUUUACUCUACAGCUUCAUAUUCCAUUGGAUUCACCAUUGGGAAAACAAAUUUCCUUAUUACAACAUUUAAUUGCUGUCGCUGUGGUUUCAACUGUUAAAUCAAUACCCGGUUAUGAGGAUAUAGAUCUAAGAGUCAAGUGGCCUAACGAUGUGUAUGCAAGUAAUGAAUCUAAAAUAGGAGGACUUAUAGUAACAACUUUAAUUGAACAAACCUUGGCAAUUUGUAACAUUGGUACCGGAAUUAAUUUGUCCAACAAUUCACCCACAAUGUGUAUAAACGAAUUAAUUACACGCCAUAAUACAAAGCAUGGAACUAAUUUGAAAAAAUUGUCAUACGAACAAUUUUUGGCUCUUGUAUUCACUGAAAUUGAACGAAUUCUCAAUAUUGUACAAAAAGACAAUAUUGAGUAUUUCUAUAAAAUUUACUAUAAAUAUUGGCUUCACGCCGAUGCAGAAAUAAUAAUUGUUUCACUAAAUGGAACUUUUGAAGAAGUCAAGGUAAUUGGAAUCGACACUUAUGGUUUUUUGGAAGUACAAGGAAAAAAUGGUAAAACAUUUAGUGUCCAUCCAGAUGGAAAUAGUUUUGAUAUUAUGAAAGGAUUAAUAACUCCGAAAACAUAAAAUCAUUUUUAAAUAUUAUGAAGGUAGAAAUUUAAAAAAAAAAAAGACGGAUAAUAGAAGCAUAAUUCAUUACGCCGGAAAAGCUUAAAAAUCAAAGAUUUCACAUAACAUUUAUUCAUUUUAAUUUCAACGAUUUGGUAUAAUUUCAAAAA